AACAAUGAACCAAUAAACCAUCUCCAAAAUGAAUGUUUCCCAAUAUUCCACCACCAUCUUCUUCAUUAGUUACACUUUCUUGCUCUUCCUACCUUCUUCUGAACCAAUUUCCAAUUACAACAAAUUAGUAUACAAAACAUGCUCAACUCAAACCUUCAACCAUCAAUCUUAUUCUCAAUCACUCAAUUCCUUAUUCCAACAAUUCAUAACACAAUCUUCCCAAUACAAGUUCUUCAAAACCAACGAAGCAAUCAACGACGACACCUUCAUCUCCGGCUUUUUUCAAUGCAGAAACGACUUCACCAAAGAAGAUUGUUUCGCAUGUGUAACAUCUUUACUUCCUCAUAUAUCAAAUACUUUGUGCAGUGAUUCCACAUCGGCACGAGUACAACUUCAAGGUUGCUACGUUCAAUAUCAAACUGAACAAUUUCAAGAAACAACUAUUCAUGAAUCCGAAAAUAACAAUAUGUUUCACAAGAUUUGUGGAGUGCCUGUUGUAGAGUAUUAUUUUGAGUUUAAAGAGUUGAUGAACGAGGCAUUCAUGAUACUAGAAAAUGGGAUUGUAAAUAGUGAUGGGUUUUACACAAUGAAGUAUAAAAAGGUGAAAUUGAUGGCACAAUGUGAAGGUGAUUUGAGAAGUUGUGAAUGUGGUGAAUGUGUUGGUAAUGCAGUGAUGGUUGCCAAGGAAGAAUGUAGUAGUUCAGUUUCUGCAGAAAUAUAUUUUGAUAAGUGUUUUAUAAGCUACACAUACAUGCCCAAAUCAAAUGGUGAUGCUAACAACACUGUCCCAGGGGCACGCAGAAAGAACAACCCCCAAAAGUUGAUAGCAAUAAUUGUUGGAGGGGGUGCAAUUUUGUUUAUGGGUCUUAUAGUUGUAUCGUUGAUCAACUCUCGGCUUAAAAAAGAUGACUACGAGUAGAGUUAAUUGGGUUAUUAUGUAACUAAUUAAUUAUUUUUGAUUAAUUAAUAGGAUUUUUUUUGCUUUAGUUGUACUAUACUAUACUAUCUGAUCUAUUGGAGAACUUUUGAAACAGAAAAAUUUGUAA
Molecule: messenger RNA, 1046 nt
Organism: Medicago truncatula (barrel medic)
Lineage: Eukaryota; Viridiplantae; Streptophyta; Magnoliopsida; Fabales; Fabaceae
Product: plasmodesmata-located protein 2
Exons: 2
Coding region: 29-919 (296 amino acids)
Biological process (GO): plasmodesmata-mediated intercellular transport; transport of virus in multicellular host
Cellular component (GO): plasmodesma
Source: RefSeq, a predicted model, not a curated record